Botrytis porri is the source of this 639-nucleotide messenger RNA. RefSeq lists its product as uncharacterized. The record is from RefSeq and is a predicted model, not a curated record. NCBI's taxonomy places the organism in Eukaryota, Fungi, Ascomycota, Leotiomycetes, Helotiales, Sclerotiniaceae. The transcript is spliced from 2 exons. The coding region runs from base 1 to 639 and encodes 212 amino acids.
AUGUCUUCAAACCCCGCAUCAUCUCAUAAGCAGGCUCGGAAAGAAUCCGAAUCUAGUACUGAGAGUGAAUCUCAUCAUCAGCAUUACCACCAUAACCCUGAUCUCAGUCAAUCUCGCAAUUCUGUUAGCCCAAAAAAAGAAGGAUCUCCCCAUUCCUAUACAGAAUCUCCCGCAGGUCCUCAUCCACAACAAGAAGGAUCUUUCGCAAGCAAUGUAGCUAGCUUUGGUGGCUCCAGCCACGAUGCUGGCUAUAUGUCAGAAAAUGACUUGCAUGAAUUGGAAGCUGAAACCCAUGAACCUAGUUCUCAAUAUACUUGUCGUCACUUGGGCUACUUCUCACAUGACUGCGCAAUGACAUCACACUACGACAAUCAACUUACCAUUGAGGAAGAUCCAACUGAACAGUAUAGCUCUCCCCAGCUUGAAAGUCAACGUGCGGCAGAAAUCUCGACCACAGAGAAUGACAUACAAGCAUCGAGCGAUGAAGUUUACGAACUUCAAACAUAUUCACCAACUACCGAAAUGUGGACUCUGCACGAGUCUCGAGAUGAAAGAAUACGUCUCGGCUUACCCGGUGGCCAAGAAGUUCCUCCAAACAUCUUUGAAGACGAUGAAGAGCUUGUUACCGAGGCACGUUGA